Messenger RNA from Trichoplusia ni (cabbage looper), 5362 nucleotides. RefSeq names its product hemicentin-1-like. The transcript has 25 exons. NCBI's taxonomy places the organism in Eukaryota, Metazoa, Arthropoda, Insecta, Lepidoptera, Noctuidae. Gene Ontology annotation, cellular component: plasma membrane; axon. Gene Ontology annotation, biological process: axon guidance; homophilic cell-cell adhesion; dendrite self-avoidance. The record is from RefSeq and is a predicted model, not a curated record. Gene Ontology annotation, molecular function: hydrolase activity; cell-cell adhesion mediator activity; nucleic acid binding. Bases 177 to 4727 code for a protein of 1516 amino acids.
ACUUUGGUGGCAGGGAUUCCCGGAGAUAAUUAAAGAAAACAAAACUAUAUCAAUGUUCGCAAAGCUUUGACAUCAUUGGGUCACUCGAAUCAUAUCAAUAUAUACCGCGACGACCAGGUUUCAUGUUACUUAGCGAGUAGAUUGUCUUGUGAGCUCAUGUCGUUCUAGUGUUAGCCAUGGCUCUCCGACUGAAUAUAUUUUUAUUGUUCCUAGUUGCAAAUGUGUGUAGAAGUUAUGCGAGUUAUAUCAUUAAAGGUGACCUCACUUUCGUUAUAGACAAUACGGGAUCGAUGUGGGACGAUAUUGCGCAAGUGAAAGCGGAAGCUAAUGAAAUAUUUGAGACUGUUCUGAGAUCCAACGCUUCACAGAUUGAAAAUUUUAUCCUUGUCACAUUCAAUGAUCCAGAUGCUGAAUUACGAAUCGUUACCAAGGAUAGAGACAAAUUCAAAACAGCUUUAAAUGAGAUCGUGGUAGAUGGUGGCGGUGAUUGCCCAGAAUAUGCUAUGACAGGAAUCGAAACAGCUCUUGCGGCGAGCUUGCCGUAUUCAUAUUUCUUCGUCUUUACCGAUGCCUCAGCAAAAGACCAUAAGAAAUUUGAAAGUAUUAAAAGUAUUUGUCAGAAGAAACAAAGUCAGGUCGUCUUUGUGCUAACUGGGAUAUGUAAUACGAGGAAAAGUAUUGACUAUCAAGUAUACCACCAAAUAGCUGACGCAACGAAUGGACAAGUUUUUCAUGUAGAAAAACAUGAAGUUAAGGAUGUAUUAACUUACGUUAAAGAAGUUAUCAAAAGCAGAGGAACUGUAGUUUCAUCUAAACAUUUCCCACCUGGAUAUAAUAAUACAAUGACAUAUGAUAUCGAUGGUGAUACAGAAGAAACUAUUAUUGUUGUAACAGGUGAUAAACCUAAAAUAGGAACAGUAACAGGUCCUGAGGGAAGUCGACCUAAAACUGAAAUUAUUAUGGACAAACCUGAAGCGGCAAUUGUGAAAGUAACUGAAGCAAAACCUGGUGAACAUGCAGUAGAAGUUGGAAGCAAGUCCGCAACACACGCAGUGGUCACGGCAAAAAUCAAUAUAAACAUCGAUCUCGGUUUCUCUACUUUACGCCCUUCUUCCAUCAAAGACACCGUCUCCAGACCUCCACCAGACGGAGACGCUUUUUUGUCAGUCCAGCUAUUCGGAGAUCAAGCUGAGCUACAAACCGCAAAAAUUAUUGAUAUGAGUGAUAACGUUAUCGCAGAACUGCCCUUGGAACUUAUAAAUAAGAAAGAAAAUUUAUAUUUGACACCCUCAUUUACGCCUCCUUACACUAUGUUCCGAGUGUCUGUCACUGGUUAUGACAAGAAAAGCAAAACUUCAAUAAAGCGAAACAGUCCAACCCCGAUAGAACGCCAAAAUAUAAAAAUAGAAACCAUAAAAGAUGUAGCACCACAAAUAACUAUUGAAGGAAGUCCAAAAAUUAAAAGUAAAAACAAUGAACCGAUGGUAAUAACUUGUAAAGUACAUGCGUAUCCUAAGCCUGAUAUCACUUGGGAAGAAAAAGGCACCGGAAUCAGUUUACCUGCUUCGAUGUUUUUGUUGGAAGUACCUUAUGAUUAUAUCAGCAUAUUGAAAAUCGAAAACGCGGAAAGUAAAACCUAUCAAUGUAAAGGAACCAACAGAUUGGGAUCAGACACUGGCUCUAUAGAAAUAGAAGUGGAAUCGUAUUUGAAGAUUGUGGAGGCUCCAAAAACAGAUAUAAACAUCAAGUACAAUGAAGAAGGCAGUAUUAUAUGCAAGGUAGAUGCGAAACCUCCAGCUACCAUAACUUGGUUAAAGGAUGGUGAUGAUGUAACAAUUGAUGAUAACAUCGAGAUGUCCAGUGAUAAUUCAACUUUGAUUAUAAAACACAUGAAGCUUAAUAAUGCAGGCAAUUAUGUUUGUGAAGCAAGAAAUGAGAUAGACAGAAAAAUAUUCUUUUCUAAUGUCACUAUUUCGGGAUUGGAAAAGCCCUCGAUUGCUGAAGAUUACAAAGAGCUUAUAGAAGUCCAAGAAGGUGAAGAUCUGGAAAUAUUUUGUAGGGUCGUUGGAGGAAAACCAAAGCCAACAAUAAAGUGGCUUUUCACCUCCGAUUAUGUCAGUGAUUAUGAAGAUAAUAAAGAAGAAGAUAUUUCUGAAACCAGUGAAAAGCUUGAGAUUAAAAAUAUCGCUAAGAAACACGGAGGCGAAUAUAAUUGUAUAGCAACGAACGAGGCGGGAUCAGCCCGUAUGGCUACUUAUGUAAUAGUUCAAUUUCCACCAAUAAUAUUCGAUGACGUUGAUGUAAUAAAAGCUAAAGAUGGCGAUGAAGUUGUUAUUCCGUGUGAAGCCGACGCCACGCCGCCGCCUGAGGUCACGUGGUACAGGGAUGGGGUUCAAAUCAAAGACAAACAAGAUCCCAUGAGUGCUCACGGACUAAGAUUUCGUGCAACGACAUCUGACUCUGGGACUUAUAUUUGCAAGGCAAUUAACAAACUAGGGGGAACAAAUAAAACUGUUUCAGUAAAUAUUUAUGUACCUGUUACAAUCGAAGUUCCAAAAGUUAACAAAAUUGAAACUAUGGUUGGGCAAACUGUUGUCCUGCCUUGCCGGGCGGAUGGACAUCCAAGACCUGAAGUAUCCUGGACUUUGCAUACUGAAGAUUCAAAAUCACCACCAAAAGAUGUUACGCCUCCUGGUGGAUCUGGAUCGGAUUUACAUUUGCGAAAUAUUCAGCUAAAUCAACGUGGAUUUUAUACAUGCGUUGCAAACAAUGGCUUCGGUUUACCAGCAAGCAUUCAUUAUGAAGUUACAGUCAACGCUCCACCCAUUAUUGAAAACGUGUACAUGGAUAAAACCUUUGAAGUCGUUGAAGGUGAUUUAGUAUUAAGGAUCCAAUGCAAAGCUACUGGAAGCCCAAAACCCACUAUUAUUUGGAAGAAGAACGAUCUUAGUAUUGCUUAUGGUACUGAAUGGUAUGAUAUGGAAGAAGAUGGAACUUUAUUAAUCAAAAACAUCGACUAUAGUUCUCGGGGGUCUUAUGUUUGUUUGGCUGAAAACUCCAUUGGAAAAGAUUCAGAGUUGUACGAAGUAGUUGUCAAUGAAUACCCGAAAUUCGAAAGGCCGUUUACUACAAUACAUUUGCAUGGCGGUGUGUCGACUGAUCUUACAUGUGAUAUACCACAUAAGAAAACAGACCAACUACGAUGGUAUAAGGAUAACGUAUUAAGAUCUACGGGGGAACUGAGGUUAGAGAGUCCAACACUCAGAGACGAAGGGCUCUACAGUUGCCGAGUUAGCGACUUCUCAAGGUCACGCUCAAAGCACUACAAAGUCCAAGUUGGAUACAAACCAGAGUUCCGUUCGAUUGAAAACGAGGAAAUUGAAUUUUCAGAAGGAUCUUACACAAAUCUUAUAUGUGAAGCCAGCGGAUACCCACGACCAAUGGUCACAUGGAAACAUAAUGGCAAGGUACUGAGUGUAUCUGAUAUGGUAUAUGAUUUUGAGAUGACUAUAGCUAGCAGAGGAAUUUACGAAUGCGAAGUCUCAAAUGAACUGGGAACUAUAAAUCGCUCCUUCAAAAUUAAAUCUAAAGAUUGUAUCAUGGACAGCAAAAAAGAUUUUACUGGUAACCAUCCCUUGUUGCUAUCGCCAUUGCUAAAGAAACCAACGUUUGAAGUCACUGACGGAUAUCUGACAAUACCUAAUGGAAAAUAUGUCGUGUUAAAUUGUCCUUCGAAGUUUGCUAACUUUGCCUCAACACCUCUGGUAAUGGCGCAUUGCGAAGGUGAUGGAAAUUUUAAAAUCAGGGGCAAAGUUUACGCUCUCAAAGACGUCAAAUGCAGAAAAGAGGUGAAACCAGAAGAAUUAAGAACAGGUAUACCGUGUUUGCCUGGUAACACGGAAUAUAUCAAGAUAGGUUUUAAAUUUUUAUCAAAGUUCCAUGAGAUAUACCAAGUUUGCCUGGACAAGGAUAACAAUGUUCCAGUGUUCACAAAACAGACACUACCUUCGGAUCUCGCAAAUUCGUCGCAGAAAUCUCGAUGGUACAACAGCGAGUUAUUACCCUACGAUUUUAAUAGGAUGUAUGAUUGUAGAAACCAAGCGAAUGAUAUAGAUAGAACUUUUGGAAGAGAUGUUACCUCGCGUUCUUCUUGCUGCUUCAAUAAACGACAGCUUGUGAGUCCACGUGAUCUGUCACCAGGAGUCCCAGUUACAGCUACUUAUAGCUAUUUGAAUGUGAUUCCUCAAUGGAGUACUUGUAAUUCAAAGAAUUGGGAUGACGUGGAAGAUAGAGUGAGGGAAUUAGCAAAAUCAGCUGGUCGCGAUCUUACUGUGACGACAGGAACUGCUACACCGGCCAGGAGUUCAAGAGGUGCAGCUUCUAAUUUCAGUAUUCAUGAUGCUCGUGGAGGAAAACAACCUGUUGGGCAAUAUGCAUGGAAGAUCGUACAAGACCGACCAUCGUCGGCAUCUCUUGCAAUAAUCCAAGUUAACAUCCCUGGGUUAUCACGAGACGAGGCCUCGCGGCAUGUUCUGUGUCGCGACAUUUGCAGAUUGACUGAGUGGAUGCAAAACGAAAACUGGUACAACACCGAUGACGGUUUCACGUACUGCUGUACAAUUGACAGCUUUGAAAAAGCGUUUGGAUAUCAAAGAAUCUUCAGCUAUGGUAUGCAGAAAGUCCUUUACAAUGCUUAUGUACUUCCUGAAAAUUAUAUGUCUAUUUAGUUUGGAUUUUUCUGUAUCAAGUUACUUAUUUGUAAUGUGGUUUAAAUUAUUAUUAUUUUGUUUUAUUAUAAGGCUUAGUGUGUAAAACAGUUAAUUGUUUAGAUUUAUUAUUACUAUUGUGUCACGGGAUCGCUCACGGAUUCUCUGAGCGACUGUAACUGGAUUUUGUGUUUAUCUGAUAAUUUUAAAAGUAUUUCCAAUGGUAAGAAGUAAUGUAACAGUAAUAGUGUUUCUAGUAUUAAAGGCUGUAUCUAACAUUUUAAAGACAUUGUGCCCAAAAUGGUUUUGUAUUCUUUAUGUAAUUUUAAGUACGGAAUUAGUUUAAUUCAUCGUUUAUCAAGAUAUGACUGUGGUCGCCAUAUAAACAGUUCUAAAUGUACAAAUAGAUAAACAUGAUUUAAAUGUUAGUUAUAAACUGUUUUCGUUGAUUGAAAUGUGUUUAGUAAAGAGUUAUCGUUAAAAAAGACCAAGAAAAAGCCAAGUGAUUGUAUAAACCAUUAAACAGUUGUUAAAGUACUAAGAUUUAGUUAAGUUGAAUUAUUUUUAUAAAAUUUAAUUAAACGCAUCUGCGAUAGACGUGUUCAUUUUAAUAAUUGCUGGUUAUGAGUGUUUAUUAAAUGGUGUAGAUAAAUUGC